Arthroderma uncinatum is the source of this 366-nucleotide messenger RNA. Its product is annotated as vacuolar ATP synthase subunit F. Bases 1 to 366 code for a protein of 121 amino acids. Gene Ontology annotation, molecular function: proton-transporting ATPase activity, rotational mechanism. NCBI's taxonomy places the organism in Eukaryota, Fungi, Ascomycota, Eurotiomycetes, Onygenales, Arthrodermataceae. The transcript has 5 exons. Gene Ontology annotation, biological process: proton transmembrane transport. The record is from RefSeq and is a predicted model, not a curated record. Gene Ontology annotation, cellular component: fungal-type vacuole membrane; proton-transporting V-type ATPase, V1 domain.
AUGACUUCAGGCUCCAAGGAUAGGCAAUUCCUUGCUGUUAUCGGCGAUGAGGACUCAGUCACUGGCCUCCUCCUUGCUGGCGUAGGCCAUGUAACGGAUCCUCCAGACUCCCAGCGCAACUUUCUCGUGGUUGACUCCAAGACUGAGACCAGCGCCAUCGAGAAGGCGUUCCGAAAUUUUACACAGGAGAGAAAAGACAUUGGUGUCCUACUCAUAAACCAGCACGUGGCUGAGAGGAUACGCAAUAGCGUAGACACCUUCACUGAUGCCUUCCCAGCCGUGCUUGAGAUUCCAAGCAAGGACCAUCCUUACGACCCCGAGAAGGAUAGUGUAUUACGACGAGUGAGAAGGCUGUUUGGCGAGUAG